Molecule: messenger RNA, 840 nt
Organism: Megalops cyprinoides (Indo-Pacific tarpon)
Lineage: Eukaryota; Metazoa; Chordata; Actinopteri; Elopiformes; Megalopidae
Product: jun dimerization protein 2-like
Exons: 4
Coding region: 118-603 (161 amino acids)
Biological process (GO): regulation of transcription by RNA polymerase II
Cellular component (GO): nucleus
Molecular function (GO): DNA-binding transcription factor activity, RNA polymerase II-specific; RNA polymerase II cis-regulatory region sequence-specific DNA binding
Source: RefSeq, a predicted model, not a curated record
GGGCUGAUGUAACGAUUCUCGCUCGCAAAAGUCAAUCUGCUACUCAACUUCAGCCGGCCGAAAAAAUUCGUACAAAUCGGAUUUAGGACCAAAGUCAGCUGAUUGGUCCAGUCGGACAUGAUGCCAGGCCAGCUCCCUGACCCCUCCCUGACAGCUGGCUCUCUCCCCAGCCUCGGCCCCCUGGCCGGGAUCUCCGCCACCACGCUGACCGACCAGCUCAAGCUCGCCGACCUUCGAGCCCUUGGGGGUGUGCUCUCCCCCCUACACUUCCUGGGGAGGCUGGGCAAGAGGCCCGGGUCUAUCAAGGAGGAGAGGGAUGAGGAUGAGGAGAGGAGGAAACGAAGGCGAGAGAAGAACAAGGUGGCUGCAGCGCGGUGUCGGAAUAAAAAGAAGGAGAGGACGGACUUUCUGCAGCGGGAGUCGGAGCGGCUGGAGGUCCUGAACUCAGAGCUGAAGGCUCAGAUCGAGGAGCUCAAGCAUGAGCGGCAGCAGCUGAUCGUCAUGCUGAACCGCCACCGCCCCACCUGCAUCGUGCGGACCGACAGCGUCAAGACCCCCGAGGGCGAGGCCAACCCCCUGCUGGAGCAGCUGGGAGCCAAAUGAGGGCCCCCCCCGCCCCACCCUGUGACUUAUUUACUGUGCCGCUCCUGCCAGUGGCUGCCAAGCUCAGACCUCUGGGCUUUUUGCGUUUUGGGGAAAAGACGUGACUCCUGCCUCGGGUUCAAGGGGGCCCGUUUCAGCUGGGGCUACCCGACAUGAUCGGAUGUUGGCGGGGUCGUUCUUUUCUUUCUUUCUUUCUUGUAGUUGAAGUCUCCCGCCAUGGAAUUUGCUGCCAUCGCU